Molecule: messenger RNA, 2923 nt
Organism: Myotis brandtii (Brandt's bat)
Lineage: Eukaryota; Metazoa; Chordata; Mammalia; Chiroptera; Vespertilionidae
Gene: OSBPL2
Product: oxysterol binding protein-like 2
Exons: 13
Coding region: 293-1792 (499 amino acids)
Cellular component (GO): cytosol; intracellular membrane-bounded organelle; membrane
Molecular function (GO): cholesterol binding
Source: RefSeq, a predicted model, not a curated record
CAGGGAGAGAAGUGAGCCUCAGGCCAGGCUCCCCCGGGCAAAGGCCGGGUCAGCAAUGCCGGGCCCCAGCAUUCUUGGAUGCCCAGCCCUGCUGGAGCGCAGGAGGCAGCUCUGGCCACAGACAGAGAUAAGACAUCAGCUCAGGCCCAGAAACCUGCUGAGAAGAUCUGCACCACCUAUUGGAUUUUACCCCACAAAGCUCCCCGUGUGAAGCACCUGACACCGUCAAUGUAGACCAGGCAAUGAUUCAGUAGGAGACUGCAGAUCGGGGCAGGGCUCCUGGCUGCCGAGGAUGAACGGGGACGAGGAGUUCUUUGAUGCCGUCACAGGCUUUGAUUCUGAUAACUCUUCUGGGGAAUUUUCAGAGGCCAGUCAGAGAGCCCCCGGAGGGCUGCCUGUGGACACCAGCAAAAGCAACGGCAUCGGGGAAGCUGGGGAGAGGCCCCCGCAGGAGAAUGGGAUUCAGAGACACAGGACGUCCUUGCCGGCCCCGAUGUUCACCAGGAGUGACUUCAGUGUGUGGGGGAUCCUGAAGAAGUGCAUCGGCCUGGAGCUGUCCAAGAUCACGAUGCCCAUUGUCUUCAAUGAGCCCCUGAGCUUCCUGCAGCGGAUCACGGAGUACAUGGAGCACAUCUACCUCGUCCACAGAGCCUCCCGCCAGCCCCAGGCCCUGGAGAGGAUGCAGUGUGUGGCUGCCUUUGCGGUGUCGGCGGUGGCUUCCCAGUGGGAGAGGACCGGCAAGCCGUUCAACCCACUCCUGGGAGAGACAUACGAGCUGAUCAGGGAAGACCUAGGGUUCAGGUUCAUAUCCGAGCAGGUCAGCCACCACCCCCCUGUGAGUGCAUUUCACUCCGAAGGUCUCUGUCAGGACUUCCUGUUCCACGGCUCCAUCUACCCGAAGCUCAAGUUCUGGGGGAAGAGCGUGGAAGCGGAGCCCCGGGGCACCAUCACACUGGAGCUUCUCAGACACAAUGAGGCCUACACCUGGACCAACCCUACCUGCUGUGUGCACAACGUGAUUAUCGGGAAGCUCUGGAUAGAGCAGUACGGGACGGUGGAAAUCCUAAACCACAGGACUGGAGAUAAGUGUGUGCUUCACUUCAGACCGUGCGGGUUGUUUGGAAAAGAGCUUCACAAAGUGGAAGGACACAUUCAAGACAAAAACAAAAAGAAGCUGUUCAUCAUCUACGGCAAGUGGACGGAGUGUUUGUGGGGCAUCGACCCUGCGGCGUAUGAGUCCUUCAGGAAGCAGGAGCGGAGGGGCGAGCCCCCGAGGAAGGCACAGUCGGGCAUCAGCAUGGAGAACGCUGACACUGAAGUGGUGGAUGCCGUGCCUGAGGUCCAGGACACUGUGCAGGUCAUUCCAGGCAGCAGGCUCCUCUGGAGGAUCAACACCCGGCCCCCCAACUCUGCCCAGAUGUAUAACUUCACCAGUUUCACUGUUAGUCUCAAUGAACUGCAGACGGGCAUGGAGAAGAUCCUGGCCCCCACAGACUGCCGCCUGCGUCCUGACAUCCGCAGCAUGGAGAACGGCAACAUGGGUGGUUCCGCCAGGGCAGGAAUCCACACACUGGGACCCCCGACUGGCUGUACUCAGGGGGCUACUUCGAGCGGGAUUUCUCAGGCUGCCCGGACAUCUACUGAUGUGCCCCGGGACCCAGACCCCUGCCAGGCUGGACCCCGCCACGUGGCUCCUCUGAGCUCCGGGUACGGCAGCAUCAGCCUUUCUAAGGACCGUGUUCACGGAGAAAGCGCCAUCCCGGCUGAGGACUCAAUCCUAAUUAACUUUUGAUUGCCAACCAUUCAUUACUGUUGCCGUCUCUUCAUAAAGCUUCCCUCGGGAUCAUCAUGUUUUCAUUAAGAUUUGAGAAGGAACGUUCUUCAACUCCUUUAUGUGACAGGUCAGCUGGGGCAUCUCAACCGACAGCAGCCUGAUGACCAAUUUGAAACUAGCGGAAGGAACAGCAAGGAGGGGCCAUGUUCCUCCUUAAAACGCAGCGUUACGAGUGUCCAAAAGUAGUUUAAAUUGGAACCAAUAACAGAAAAGACAGAUCUUGAAACUAACCCUGCAGCGAGCUCUCUGCGGCCAGGAACGCUGUCUGCGCCGGGAACAAAGUGAGUGUUUCAGAGCGUCGGAUUAAAUGACAUGGGUCGCUGUCGGGUUCUGUGUUUUCUUGCCAACUUUCAAUGAUGUAAAGAUAACUUUUAAAUAUUUAAGUUAAAGCUGCUUGACUAGGAUUUGCUGAAGAGCAAGACAUGCAUUAAUCGCCAGCUGUAUACGCAAAAGGAAGCAUUGCCAUGACAGGGGUCCAGAAACAUGGCAAGUUGUUGACCAAGUCCCCAGACGGCUCCCAGCCUUGAAGGGAGCCCUGCCUCUGGCCCUGUCUGCUCUUUUCACCAGGGCUGCACUGUCACUGCAGGCCAAACCCAUGUCACAAAACAAGUUAUUCGUUAGAAUGUUUGGUCUGUAACCACAGCACUGUGUCCUUGUUUUCCCAGCAUGCGUGUUUGAAACACAGGAUACAGGAGGCCACACCUGGUGUGCACUGGGGGGUCAGAGCAGAGGCUACUUACAGGUGAAUUAGGGUUAUUGUACAGAACACAGGUGUGCAUCCAUCUCUGCACACGUCCUGAUCAGGUGACUGUUUUCUUUCUGUAGAAAUAUCAACACGUAGAUCAUGGUACCACUCUCUGAAUGGAAGACAAUCUGCUGCAUGCGGGUGCACACACACAAACUCACACGUGUGCACACAUGCAUAUGCGUACAUGUGUGCUCUCACAUGCAUACCCACAUGUGUGCACAUGUACACACGCACACAUGCACACGCAGUUGUAUGGAGUGGUGGGUUCCCUCUGAGAGGGUGUCACUGUUGUGUGUCCAGGCUUCAGAAUCACAUUUGUAAUUAAAACUUUUGAAAGCGAA